GCUAAAAGGAUGGAGGAUAUUCUGUACAAACACGCGUUGCCCAUGAGCGCGAAGUUUCUGAUAAUCGUCGGAAUUUCUCAAACGCUCUUCGUCAACGUUUCACCAGUGAAUUACGAGAAUUCACCAAGGAUCUACAACAUCGGUGUGUUGAUGGCCUCCCAUCUGAACAGCCCCUUCGACCUUGAAAGAUGUGGCCCAGCCGUCGAUUUGGCCUUAGCAGAAGUAAACGACUUUUUGAACGUCCACAACGUGCAGCUGCGAAAAGUUCAGGGAAGUUACCCAUCGUGCAGUGGGGCCACGGCACCAGGUUUGGCGGCUGACAUGCACUUCCGAGACAACGUGAUUGCGUUCGUCGGUCCAGCUUGCGCCUUCGCUCUGGAACCCGUAGCGAGGCUUGCCGCGUAUUGGAACACGCCUAUAAUUACAGGAAUGGGUGAUCAACCACCCUCGGAAGGCGAACUGUCCGUGACUUCAGGUAUCCUCGGGAGGAUCAAUAAAUGGAAAAACGAAAGUUCGGGCAUUUUCAAGGACAAAAGCAAGUACCCGACGCUAACGAGAAUGUCCUAUUGCCAGUGCCGUCUGCGACUGGUCUUCUCCAGCGUUUUCAAAGAGUUCGGUUGGUCGCACGUGGCUCUGAUACUGGACAGGUCGGACCUGUUCUCGUGGACGGUAGGUAAGAAUUUGGAGUACGGUUUGCGGAAAGACGGACUACUGAAAUUCGUGAGGGAACUCGAUGGGAACGCCGAGGACGAACCGUACCAUUUCUACUUGCGCGACGCCAGUAUGUACGCUAGAGUAUUGAUCCUUAGCGUUCGCGGGACAUUGGUCAGGAAAUUCAUGUUGGCAGCACACGAUUUAGGAAUGACGAGGGGGGACUGGGCGUUCCUCGACGUCGAAAUAUUCCAGGGUUCUUACUGGGGCGACCACGAUUGGGAGGUAGGCGACGAGGACGACGCCGUGGCUAGAAAGGCUUAUGAAGCUCUGCUGAGGGUGUCCCUUCUGCAACCCACCAGCCCCAGAUUUCAAGAUUUCGCGGAGUCCGUCCGACAACGCGCCCAAAAUGGUUACAAUUAUUCGUUCUCGGACGGAGAAGAGGUGAACUUUUUCAUCGGAGCUUUCUAUGACGGCGUUUAUCUGCUCGGUAUAGCGUUAAACGAAACUUUAUCCGAGGGCGGCGACAUCAGAGACGGCAUAUCGAUAACAAGACGGAUGUGGGACCGAGACUUCAUUGGUAUUACGGGACACGUUAGGAUAGACGACAAUGGAGACCGUGACGCCGACUACAGUAUCCUGGAUCUGGACCCCAUCACUGGAAGGUUCGAGGUGGUGGCGCACUACCUAGGGCUAAACAGGGAGUACAGUCCCGUUCCUGGGAAGAAGAUACACUGGCCUGGUGGCAGAGAGGGUCCACCAGCUGACAUCCCAGAAUGUGGUUUCUUGGGAAACGAUCCAGGUUGCACGUCCAGGACCGAGGCGUACACUUUCGUGGCUUACACGAGCCUGGCAUUGGCCGCGUUUCUGCUGGCCGCUGUUGCGGCUACCUGUAUUCUCUACAGGCACCUGAGACUCUCCGCGGAUCUGAACAACAUGUCUUGGAGGAUCAGGCCGGAGGAACUGCUCCUCGAGAUCGGGAAGCCGUUCUCCUCGAAGAUCAACCUGCACCAAGCGAUAUCAGAGGUGAACAAUUUUGGAUUGGAGCAACGCAUUCGGCGCGGAUCGCAGCUCAGUUGCCAGUCCUUGCCACCUACCACGGUUUUCACCACUGUCGGGAUUUACAAGGGCGAGAGGGUGGCCAUUAAGAAAAUCACGAAGAAGAAGGUGGUCGACGUCACCAAGAAGCUGCUGUGGGAGAUCAAGCAAGUUCGGGACGUCACUUCUGAAAAUACGGUUAGAUUCAUCGGAGCGUGCCUCUGCUCUCCUUCGCCGACAGUGUUGAUUCUGACGGAGUAUUGUCCUCGAGGAUCCCUGAAGGACGUUCUCGAGAACGAUGCCAUCAAGCUGGAUUGGAACUUUCGAAUGUCUCUGAUUCACGACAUCGUCAAGGUAGGGGCAGUCGUUCCUUCGUCAAUCUAA
This is a messenger RNA of Hylaeus volcanicus, 2073 nucleotides long. Its product is annotated as atrial natriuretic peptide receptor 1. Gene Ontology annotation, biological process: protein phosphorylation. Lineage: Eukaryota; Metazoa; Arthropoda; Insecta; Hymenoptera; Colletidae. Gene Ontology annotation, molecular function: peptide hormone binding; protein kinase activity; ATP binding. The transcript has 13 exons. The coding region runs from base 10 to 2073 and encodes 687 amino acids. The record is from RefSeq and is a predicted model, not a curated record. Gene Ontology annotation, cellular component: membrane.